Messenger RNA from Serendipita indica DSM 11827, 453 nucleotides. NCBI's taxonomy places the organism in Eukaryota, Fungi, Basidiomycota, Agaricomycetes, Sebacinales, Serendipitaceae. The record is from the annotation of a GenBank genome assembly.
AUGAAAUUUGCUAGUCCUAACGGUUUCAGACGCAGUGCGGUGUUUGGACUCGACAUUGCUAAUGCAAUCGUGUCUGCAUUCAUGUUUUGGAUCAUUCUCUGCAUUCUACUCAAUAAUAGCACGCCCGUCGUCGCAGUAUUAUCUGGUUCGAUGGAACCUGGAUUCUCAAAAGGAGACAUCCUGAUACUUUACAAGUCUCGUAUAGAAUUGUAUGGGACAGGUGACAUUAUUGUGUACCAAGUUCCAGGGGAUGACAUUCCAAUAGUACACCGAGUACUUGAAACAUAUCACGAGACCACACUCGGGCAGCUUGAGUUUCUCACCAAAGGAGACGCGAAUCUCUACGACGACACGCCAUUAUACAAAAUCAUUCCACAUCUAUCAACGCAUCAUGUUGUCGGAAAAGUUGUAGGGUAUGUCCCUUACGUCGGAUGCGUCAGCAUACUGACUUAG